Messenger RNA from Bombina bombina (fire-bellied toad), 8781 nucleotides. It is a transcript of the gene DOCK8, whose product is annotated as dedicator of cytokinesis 8. Gene Ontology annotation, molecular function: guanyl-nucleotide exchange factor activity. Gene Ontology annotation, biological process: positive regulation of GTPase activity; positive regulation of establishment of T cell polarity; positive regulation of T cell migration. Bases 1 to 6204 code for a protein of 2067 amino acids. NCBI's taxonomy places the organism in Eukaryota, Metazoa, Chordata, Amphibia, Anura, Bombinatoridae. Gene Ontology annotation, cellular component: cell leading edge. The record is from RefSeq and is a predicted model, not a curated record. The transcript is spliced from 49 exons.
AUGCGGAUUCAGCGUCUUCCGUAUCGCCACACGUGGGGCGUGACGUCACUUCCUGGAUUCCGUCUGUUGAUGCUCUACUUUGCAGUAAAUUCAGUAUUGCAUUCUCCAGUGCCUACUUCUCCUGCCACAAAACAGAGAUUUAUUUUGCUAGAUGAGAUUUACCUCAUGUAUCUGCUUCUACCCAGGCAAACGCAACUGUCCGUAGGCAAUCUCUGUUUCCUAAGCUUCCUGGUUGAAAGGGUUUACUUGGAGGCUGCUGAAGCAGCUUUAGCAGAAAAGUUCUCCAGGCUGUCUUUUCAGAUUGUAUGCAGACAUAUUUACCGUGACUGGCUGAUUGUCUACAGAAAAAACCAAGAAAACUCAGGGACCAGCAACUUUAGUAGAAGCGGAUCUAGGAAAAACUUCCAAAAAACCCUACAAAAGCAGACGUUUGAGUCUGAUGAAGCUGAAAAUGGUACACAUGACCAGGCUUCCAGAAAUUUGAUGACAGCAUUGUGUGAUGAAUCUGGAAAAACUACACUUACGUCCUGUGACUUUGACUUGCGUGGUUUACAGCCUGAGACUCGCCUAAAGAAUUUGCUUCAGAUUAAUAAUGUGGAGGACCUUGAGAGACAAAAUGAAGAGUCUCGAAAAGCCAGCAGACAGGCAGAACUUUUUGCCCUCAGUCCACCAAUGGAUGAGGAGGAUACUGUGGAAAUCCGUCCUUUGCCUGAAUGCCCAAAAGAACACUUGGGAUACAGACUGAUGAUCAAGCUGAAUACUCUGAAAUUUGACAUUGAAAUUGAGCCACUCUUUGCAAGUAUAGCAGUAUAUGACUUGAAAGAAAGAAAAAAGAUCUCUGAAACUUUUCAUUGUGAUUUGAAUUCUGAAACGUUCAAGUCUUACCUGCGGAAUCACACACCCAAUGUAGAGCCAUCGAGCCAAGCAAAAUCUGCAAUACUCUCUAUUACCUAUCCCUCAUCAGAUAUCUUCUUGGUCGUUAAGGUAGAAAAAGUUCUACAACAAGGAGAGAUUGGGGAAUGUGCCGAACCAUAUAUGGUUCUGAAGGAGAGUGAUGGAGGAAAGACUAAGGAAAAAGUUGAAAAGCUAAAAGCGCAAGCAGAAAACUUUUGUCAGCGUUUGGGAAAGUACCGUAUGCCGUUUGCCUGGGCACCUAUAAGUCUUGUUAGCUGCCUUAGUGUUGUAAAUCUGGAUAAAGAGACACAAGAUAAUGAAAAUGGUAAACCCUCAGCAGGUGACCGCAGAUCCUUAUCAGCCCAAACAAGAAGAUUUUCAGAUAGGGGCAACUCCAUGGAAGAGAGCAGCUCCCCAUCAACCUCUAAAACAACCACAAUUACAGUCAACACUUUCUUUAAACAGGAAGGAGACAGACUAAGUGAUGAAGACUUGUUCAAACAAUUAGCUGAUUUUAGGAGAUCUUCUUUGCAAAGGAGAAUUAAAACAAUAUCAGGUAUUCUUAAACUAGAAGUGUCCUCAGUUUGUGAAGGACUCAGCUGCUGUCUUACUCCUGAGCUGUUACCAGUGAAACCCUUUCCUGAAAGUCGGGCUCGUCCUAUUAAGGAAGUACUUGAAUUUCCCAUACGUGAAGUUUAUGUUCCCCAUACUACCUACAGGAAUCUUCUAUAUGUCUACCCACAGAGACUGAAUUUUGCAAACCGUCUUUCCACAGGAAGAAAUAUUACAAUCAAAAUCCAAUAUAUGUGCUCUGAAGAUCCUAAGUGUGCUAUGCCGGUCAUCUUUGGAAAGUCUAAUGGGCCAGAGUUUGUAGAAGUGGUGUAUACAGCUGUCACGUAUCAUAACAAAGCUCCAGAUUUCUAUGAAGAAGUGAAAAUUAAACUACCAGCUAAAGUAACAAAUAAGCACCACCUUCUGUUCACCUUUUACCAUAUCAGCUGUCAACCAAAACAAGGAGCCUCUGUGGAGACUCUUCUAGGAUAUUCAUGGCUACCGGUAUUGUUGAAUGAUCGUCUUCAGACUGGACAUUAUUGUCUUCCUGUGGCAAUGGACAAACUUCCUGUAAACUAUUCCAUGCAUUCUCCAGAGAAAGUGCCACCUCAAUCCCCACCUAUCAAAUGGGUUGAAGGUCACAAAGGGGUGUUUAACUUGGAAGUGCAAGCUGUUUCUUCCGUGCACACACAGGAUAACCACCUGGAGAAGUUCCUCACUCUCUCUCAUGCUCUCGAAGGUCCUGUAACCUUUCCAAUCAGAGUAAUGGACCAGAAGAUCACAGAAUCUUCUCUAGAACAUGAGCUGAAGCUCAGCAUUGUGUGCUUGAGUUCAUCCAGACUUGAGCCAUUAGUUUUAUUUCUUCACCUAGUGUUGGAUAAACUUUUCUUGCUUACUGUGCAGCCCAUGGUUAUUGGAAAUCAAACAGCCAACUUUUCUCAGUAUGCCUUUGAAUCAGUGUCGUCCAUCGUGAACAGUCUCCACAAUAGUAAAGAUCUGAGCAAAGAUCAGCAUGGAAGAAACUGCUUAUUGGCAUCCUAUGUGUAUUAUGUGUUCCGUCUUCCUGAGAUUAGCAGGGAUACAUUCUUAGCAGGGAAUCUAACAGAACCUCGCUAUUUCACUGUUGGUCGUUCUGCUGCUGCUGCCGUUGGUUCUAAACUAAUAAAGUCACGUGCACUGAGCUCUAGCAAUCCAGAUAUCGCUGGGAUGACCAGUGCUGCAGACGAGGAGGUCAAAAACAUAAUGUCCUCUAAGGUUACCAAUCGCAACUGCAAUCGUAUGUCCUAUAUUAUGGACCCCAGCAAUGACAUGCAGGCUUCCUGUGCCAGCACAAGAUCUUCUAGUAAAAAGCUCUUCCACGAAGAAUUGGCGCUUCAGAUGGUGGUUAGCGCUGGCAUGGUUAGAGAAAGCGUAUUCAAGUAUGCGUGGUUCUUCUUUGAACUGCUGGUAAAAAGUAUGACCCAGCACAUCCAUAAUGUAGAUAACCCAGAUGUGCCAAGGAGAAAUCGCUUCUCAAACCGCUUUAAAGAUGACAUAAAUACCAUUGUGAAUGUUGUAACUUCUGAGAUUGGAACACUAUUAAAUAAACAACAAAAGGAAACAGAACAAGCAGAGAAAAUCAAUAUAAGUCUGGCUUUUUUCUUAUAUGAUUUAAUUUCGCUGAUGGACAGAGGCUUUGUUUUUAAUCUCAUCAAGCUGUACUGCAAUCAGUUGUCAACCAAACUGAAUUCCUUACCAACACUGAUAUCUAUGAGACUGGAAUUCCUGCGGAUUCUUUGUAGCCAUGAACAUUAUCUUAAUCUAAACCUGUUCUUUGUGACAUCAUCAUCUACACCUGCAUCUCCGAGCCCUUCAAUCUCUUCUGAGAACUCUAGCUCCUGCUCCAGUUUCCAGGAUCAACGAAGUGCCAGUAUGUUUGAACUUUCAACAGAUUUUCGCCAGAAGCACUUUCUGAUUGGACUCCUUUUUACAGAACUGAAUGCUGCGCUAGAUACCGAGGCGGAAGGGAUUAGCAAGGUGCAGAGGAAAGCCAUCAAUGCAAUACACAGCCUGCUGAGUUCACAUGACCUGGACCCACGCUGUCAGAGAAUUGAGAUUAAGAACAAAAUAACUGCACUUUACUUGCCAUUGGUCAGUACUAUUUUGGACUCGGUGAAUCAGUUACAUGAUUUUACAGUUUUAGAUGCUCGAAAUGGAAAAUCUCGAAGUUCAGAUGAUGAAGUUGAGUCACCAAGCACAAUUAACCCAAGUAUCGCAAUGGCUGUAGCAGGGAAUCAGUUCAACAUGAAAACGUCUACAGUUACAUAUUCUUCUGUGCCCCUUAAAAUGUACACCACUCUGAGUGCUGAUUGCACACGAAACCUACUAACCUGCUUCCUGUGGAUCAUGAAGAAUGCAGAUCAGAGUGUAAUCCAUAAGUGGUUUGCAUACAUGUCCACCCUGCAGCUGAACAAGGUCCUGGACCUGCUGUUCAUAUGUGUCUCCUGCUUCGAAUACAAAGGAAAGCUGUCAACAGACAAAGUAAGCACUCUGGUACUUCAGAAGUCAAAAGAUGUGAAAGCCCGUUUGGAGGAAGCUUUGCUAAAGGGUGACAGUGCCAGGGGAGAGAUGAUGAAACGCUGGAAAACUGGGAAUGACAGGUUUUCUGGCCUUAAUGAAAACCUAAGGUGGAGAAAAGAGCAGACGCAGUGGCGCCAAGCUAAUGAACAAUUAAACAUGACAAAAGCUGAGUUGGAUCAGGAAGCAAUCAUGUGUGGAAACCUGGCUACUGAAUCCAAUUUGAUCAUUUUGGAUGUAUUGGAAAUUAUCAUACAGGCGACCCUGACAGUGGACUGCAAGGACAACCUUCUGGGUGGAGUCCUGAAAGUACUUGUUCACUCCUUAAGUACCAAUCAGAGCAGUACAUACUUUUCUCAUUGCUUUGCCACCAUCCGGGCGCUCGUUGUCAAGUUUGGAGAGUUGCUAUUUGAAGAAGAAGUGGAGCAGUGCUCUGAUCUGUGCCAAAAGGUCUUGCAUCACUGCAGCAGUACCAUGGCAAGUACCAGGAGCCAGGCCUGUGCCACCUUGUACCUGAUCAUGAGAUACAGUUUCAGCAGCACUAGUAACUUUGCUAGGGUGAAAAUGCAGGUAACUAUGUCACUAGCAUCGCUGGUUGGUAAAUCUCAGGACUUUAAUGAAGAAUAUUUGCGAAGGUCGUUACGGACUAUUCUGGCGUAUGCAGAGGAAGAUGAUGAUAUGCAACAAACAUUUCUACCUGCACAGGUGGAUGAGCUUUUAAGUAACCUCAACAGUAUACUGUCAGAUACGGUAAAAAUGAAAGCCUUCCAGGAGGACCCAGAAAUGCUGAUGGACUUGAUGUACAGGAUUGCUAAAGGCUAUCAAACAUCCCCAGACCUGAGGCUGACUUGGCUACAGAAUAUGGCAGAGAAACAUGCAAAGAGAAAAUAUUAUACUGAGGCUGCUAUGUGUUUAGUGCACGCGGCUGCUCUGGUGGCAGAGUACCUGAGUAUGCUAGAGGAUUACAGCUACCUCCCAGUUGGUAGUGUCAGCUUUCAGAAUAUUUCCUCUAAUGUGAUUGAGGAAUCUGCUGUUUCUGAUGACAUCCUGACUCCAGAUGAAGAUGGAAUGUGCUCAGGAAGGUAUUUCUCAGAGAAUGGAUUGGUCGGUCUGUUAGAGCAGUCUGCGGAACUUUUCAGCACAGCAGGAUUGUACGAAACUGUAAAUGAAGUAUACAAAAUUGUUAUCCCAGUACUUGAAGCACAUCGAGACUUUCGUAAACUCACAUCAACACAUGAGAAACUGCAAAAGGCUUUUGACAGCAUAAUAUCCAAGGGACAAAAACGAAUGUUCGGCACAUAUUUUCGUGUUGGAUUUUAUGGAUCGAAGUUUGGAGAUCUCGAUGAGCAAGAGUAUAUUUAUAAGGAACCUGCAAUCACCAAGCUUCCAGAAAUUGCCCAUAGAUUAGAGGGAUUUUAUGGCCAGUGUUUUGGAGAAGAUGCUGUAGAAGUGAUUAAGGACUCAACUCCUGUAGACAAAACAAAGCUGAAUCCUGCCAAGGCUUACGUACAGAUCACAUUUGUGGAGCCAUACUUUGAUGAGUAUGAAAUGAAGGACCGGAUAACACCCUUUGAGAAAAAGUACAAUCUACGUCGCUUUAUGUACACCACCCCUUUCACUCUAGAUGGGAGACCGAGAGGAGAGCUUAGUGAGCAAUACAAGAGGAAAACCAUUCUAACUACCAUGCAUGCAUUUCCUUAUAUCAAGACUCGAAUCAUUGUCAUCCAGAAAGAAGAGUUCAUACUGUCUCCCAUCGAAGUUGCAAUUGAAGACUUGCAGAAACAAACUAUGGAAUUAGCAGUAGCGACCAACCAGGAGCCACCUGAUGUGAAAAUGCUUCAGAUGGUGCUUCAGGGUUCUGUGGGAGCAACAGUGAAUCAGGGGCCACUAGAGGUAGCUCAAGUAUUUCUGGCUGAAAUUCCAGCUGAUCCAAAACUCUAUAGGCAUCACAAUAAGCUGAGAUUGUGUUUUAAAGAGUUUAUCCUGCGGUGCGGUGAGGCAGUAGAGAAAAACAAGAGGUUAAUCAGUUCUGACCAGAGAGAAUAUCAGCGAGAACUAAAGAAGAAUUAUAACAAACUGAAGGAGAACCUUCGGCCCAUGAUCGAACGUAAAAUCCCUGAGCUGUACAAGACUGUGGUAAAGACCCCCAGUGAUAUAAGAGGCCUAUUGCACAGAAACAGCUUCAGAAAAUAUGAUUCUUAAUAUUCUCCGAACAGCUGAUGAGUUUCUGAAACAGUGCUCAGCAAGUGACUGAAUACGCUGUAUAGAUCACCAGAGAUGCUCUUUAGCAUUUCCAAUGCCUUAUAAAAAACAAAAAUAAAACAAAGCAGAAGGUUGUUGGAUAAUACUUUAUUCCUUCAAAGCAACGCAACAUUGCAGGUUUGUUCAGGUCCCUCACCAGAUCUACUCACCUCCAAUGGUCAUAAUUAUGUGGGAAAUUCACCCACUUGUGCCCAGGUUUUGUUUUCUGGUAAGAAUACAGGCCCUCUUUUGAGUAGCCUGGGGUAAAUAAACAAAAACCUCACCAUGCAAAAUCAUUAGGGGCUUUUUUGGGCAUUAUAUUGCAAUGUAUGUGUAUCUCCUUCACAUCCAGAGUUCUGUUAACUAGAUAAAGAUCUAUCAUCAAAUGAAGCAAAAAACACAUUUGGCAGAAGAUUACAGGGCCUACAAUUAAGAUCUUGGAUCUCGUGACAAAGUAUUGUCCCAGAUCAAUAUGCCUUGGGAAGACCCAAGCAUAGCUCUAAGUACUAGUCACGUUUUCACUGUGUUGGUGUAAAUAAAACAAAUGGCACAUUAUUCAACAAAUACAUAUGAAAGAUGUAUUUUGAUAAUAGGUGAAGUUUGAAAGCCAUAUGAAAACAUACUUUUGAUGGGCAUUUCAAGUAAUAAAAGCUCUCUCAUAUUCAAAUGUUAUUUAAAUGCAUCAAACCUAAAAUGUGUUCUACAUGUUACAUGGUGACUUUCUUACAGUUUAAAAAGCUAGCAUUUUUUAGCUUGUGAAAGGUACAGAGUUGACAAUAGGUCAAUAGAUAUUUGCAAUGUCACAUAACAACUGUAAAGUUGUUUAAGCAAUCAAUGGCAGACCAUUUGUAUUUAGUAAAUGUUUUGUCGGUCGGAAAAUUAUCCAGAGACAAUGAGUUUGGCCAUUUGCAACUAUCUGCAAACGCUUAAUUUUAAACCUGAAUUUCUAUGUACAGUAUUUGGAUAAAUAAACUUAAAGAAAAACAUUUGCAAAUGGGUUACAUGUUUUAUGUCUGCAAGGUAGACUAUAGAGAUGUAUAUAUGACUGUGUAAAUCUUUUUGCCUUCAAAAAUUGCAUUUUGCUUAAAAAAUUUAGCAUUUUUUAAUAUAUUUUUUCAUUAUAAACUACAAGCAUAUAUGUAAAGAUUCAUUUUUAUAAACGCUUUAUUUCAUAUUGCAGUAUUCUUUGUUAUAGACCUUUUUUAUUACUUUCUAACCAUCAUAGUUGCUAGAAUAAUUUUUAUGUAACAUUUCAAUUAUGUUUAAUUUAAAUUAACAUGGUACUGAAAAUAAACAACUUAUGACUGUCAAAUUAUUCAUGUUUUAUUUUUCAGAUACAUUUAUAUAUUUGUGAUUAAUCAGGGAGUUUUCUAGUAAAAAUAUUUUUUUACCUCAUUUGCAGCAAGAUUACAAGUCGCGAGUUAUGAUUUGUAUGGUCUUUUCGCAAUCAAUUUCCAUUGUGCAGGUAUUACAAGUCUUUAAAAAUCGCGAUUGCCUUUUACGCAACAUUCCUUUCUGCACUCGAAGAGCUAUAGUUAAUGCUUUUCCGCAAAACAAAAGUUUCACGAAACACUUAAAAAAUACAUUACAAAAAGUAAGGUUAAACUUACAUUAACACUGUCUAAUAAAAAUUAUUAAAAACAAAUAUUGCGCACAAAAGUUAUAAGGACUUAAAGAUACGAGAUCUCGAGGGUUAGGGAAAAAAAGCAGACGCAGGAAUUUUACAUUGACAUUCAUACACAUACAUAGAGAAACAUUGAUUUAUAUGCAUAGAGAUAUGUCUAACUAUAGAGAUAAUGAAAAUAUUUUACAUUACAAUCUUAUGCUCAUUAAACAAUAUCUCAGAUGUAUUUUCAAUUUGAUAUUCGCAUAUAGAUCUCGAGAUAUCUAGACAUAUAUAUAUUCAUAUACAUAUCUUGCAGUAAAUAGAUAUAUCAGUCCAAAUAUCAUCAAAUAUAUAGAUAAAUAUUUAUUUAGAAAUAAAUAGAAGAUAUUCCGUUGUGAAAACAAUUUCGCAAUUUGAAAUAUUUGCAUUUUCAUGGGCUAUGCCCAACAUAUUAUAUAUAUAUAUAUUUUCUAUUUGUCUUCUCCAUUUACUUCUAUGGGGAAUACGUGAAUGCGCACACGAUUUCACGGUUUGCAUUGCACAGCUUAACGUAAGUGCAAAAUAAGUUAUUUUGCAACUUGUAAUACCUGCGCAACCCCAAAUGCGACAAAGCCAUAACGCACGCGGCUUGUAAUCUUGCCCUUAGAAAUUUAUUAUCACAAAUAAUAUUAAUAUUAUAACAACGCACUUUUCUUCUGUGUACACUGGAUAUUGUUUACAAUUGCUACAAUUGUAGUUAGAUUUCUUCUCUAUGCUUCAAAUUGAACUUCCAUUGAAAGUGAUGUUUUCUUUAUUUCACUGUAAUGUGCCAAUGAUUAUGUACAGACACAAUCAUUUUUUUCCUCAUUGUGUUUAUUCGUUAGUUGUUUGAUCCAUUUUAUUGAAAUGUUGUAAAGUUAAUAACAAAUAAAAGCUUUUAUGGAAUAACAUUA